Molecule: messenger RNA, 372 nt
Organism: Arabidopsis lyrata subsp. lyrata
Lineage: Eukaryota; Viridiplantae; Streptophyta; Magnoliopsida; Brassicales; Brassicaceae
Product: WUSCHEL-related homeobox 8
Biological process (GO): regulation of developmental process
Molecular function (GO): DNA-binding transcription factor activity
Source: RefSeq, a predicted model, not a curated record
AUGGCAUCUAUCUCAAACAAGAAUUCUAAUAAGGAUCAUGAUCAUCAGAAUCAUCAAGGCCAACAAGAUGAUAUCCAUACUCCAUCUUCCAUGCACAACUUUGAUUGCAACAUUUCUUCUCCAUCUUCUCCAGUCGUAUCGGAUCCUAAACCAGAAUGGAAACCAAAUCAACAUCAAGCUCAAAUACUCGAAGAAAUUUUCAUCGGCGGUUAACCGUCUCUAACCGAUAUCAAACGAAUCAUAAUCAAACUUCAAAAUUCUGGUGAAAAAGUCGAAGACGUACACGUCUACAAGUGGUUUCACAACCGAAAAUUUAGGCUCAAACAUAAGCUUCGUGAUGCCAAGCAAAGCCGUCAAGAGUUAAAGAACUAA